Messenger RNA from Musa acuminata AAA Group (dessert banana), 1051 nucleotides. Its product is annotated as expansin-like A1. NCBI's taxonomy places the organism in Eukaryota, Viridiplantae, Streptophyta, Magnoliopsida, Zingiberales, Musaceae. The coding region runs from base 146 to 934 and encodes 262 amino acids. The transcript is spliced from 5 exons. Gene Ontology annotation, cellular component: extracellular region. The record is from RefSeq and is a predicted model, not a curated record.
UUUCCUUUCUAAUAUUCUUAUUGUUCUACACUCAUCUUAUUGGACUGUUCUGCCCCAAGAUCUGGCAACCCAGUCGUCUCCUCUGCCUCGCCUCUAUUUGAUCACAAGAAGGGAACUUUCCUCCAUCUCCUCUCUGAACACCAACAUGGGUUGUGACUCUGUCUGCUUGAUUUUUGUUCUCUUCCUUCUUCCCUGCUCUGCUAUGGCUUGUGACAGGUGUGUUCAUCAAGCCAGGGCUGGCUACUCCUCCUCCUCUGCUUUCUCUGUCGGAGCUUGCGGAUAUGGUUCCUUGGCUUUGGGCUUCAGCGGAGGCUAUGUUGCUGCUGCAGGCUCUUCUCUUCACAGAGGUGGUAUUGGCUGUGGAGCAUGUUUCCAGGUAAGAUGCAAGAACACGAAGAUAUGCAGCAGCGGAGGUGUCAAAGUGAUCCUUACGGACCUCAACAAGAUCAGUGACACCGAUUUGGCUCUCAAUAGGCCGGCUUAUGCAGCCAUGGCACGAUAUGGGAUGGCCAAAGAGCUGAAGAAACUGGGCAUCGUAGAUGUGGAAUACAAGAGGAUUCCAUGUGAGCACAACAAGAACUUAUCCAUUAGAGUGGAAGAGAAGAGCCAAAGCCCGAACUAUCUGGCCAUCAAGUUCCUGUAUCAGGGAGGUCAGACUGAUAUAGUAGCAGUGGACGUGGCACAGGUGGGAUCGUCGGAUUGGCAAUUCAUGAGCCGGGAAUACGGACCGGUGUGGAGCACGAACCGGGCGCCUCCGGGGCCGCUGCAGCUCAGAAUGGUGGUCACCGGCGGCUACGACGGGAAGUGGGUUUGGUCUCAGGAGGAGGUCCUGCCGGUCGACUGGAAGACCGGGUCGGUUUACGACUUGCGGGUUCAGAUCACUGACAUCGCUCAAGAAGGCUGCUACACCUGUGACACAAAAGACUGGAAGUGAUGCACGCUCGAGCUCUCUCGUUUCAAAAGAUUCGAUAGGCUAAUUAUAUGUUUCUGCUAACCACAGAUCAUAUAUUUCUGAUGAUAAAUAAUAAUAUAUACAACCUCCCUGCAAACA